ACGACAUUGACUUCCCAAAUAAUGAAUGUAGAAUCAUAAGAUCUACUAAAUUCGUACAUUUUAGUAAAAUGACCCUCUCUAAAUUUCCUGUUCAAAAUGCCAAUCGUUCCAGAACUAACCCACGAGUUAAUAAACGAAAUCAAAGUAAGAGCAAACGUUAUUGGUGAUGAUACCGUAUACUUGGAUGCUCCUUUGAGGCCAGUCUUUGAUGAUUCCGAUCGGCUUUACAUCAAAAAGCCCAAAAUGGCUGAUUUCUACGACCUUAAUGUUGUUCCCCCAGAACUCAGAGGAAGACAUCAAGAAUGCAGAAGACGACGAUCGCCCAAGAAUUAGAAUCGAUCCGCGAUAUAAGAUCGUUCCGAGGGAACUUGAAAAGUACAGAAACCGAACGUUUCUAUUUAUAGUUACUCGACCAACAGCUCCAGAACCACCCAAAAUUGAACCUCCUCCAGAGCCAACACAUGUUAAAACAUUCCUGCCAAAACAAGAUGCUUUGGUGUAUCACUGCCAACCAAAUCCAAGAGGUGUUGUAAACGUUUUUAAAUCUUGUGCACUCAACGUUAGACAAUCAGCUCUUAAAGUUGAUAACGUUGAAAUUUCCAAAGCCAGUAACCUCGGAAGCAACUUGGAUUGCACUCAGACCUUCCAAAUUGAUAUUAAUAAAGAAAAUUGCAGGAGUAAAUUAAAAGCAGACAAUGAUGCUGAUAAGUUGCUAGCUCCACUGCUACGCGAAAUACAAAACUAUAACGUUCCAUUUAGUAAAGUAUCUGUGACGAAACGUAAGAAUAAGUGUCAAAAUACUUGUACGAAUUCAGAAGUGAUUCCAAAGGAACUUGAUCUGGUUUUGGGGCUUUACAAGAACAACAGCCAAGCUCCUCAGGAUUCCAAAGAUUCUUUGACAGACCUUAUUAGGUUUGUUAAUGGUGCUGAUACAACAGAAUGUCUUAGGGAAGACUGUGAUUCUUUAAAGGAUUUUGUUAGUGCAAAAAGAUGUCUUAGAGAGGACCCUUAUAGUUCAAAUCACACUCUUUAUAAUUGCAAGGUCAGUAAGAAGAACGUUAGUGUGUUAGGAGGUAAACAGAGCUCAAGAGUUCAUGAGAUUAAUGAACCAAAGAAAUCUGUCAACAUAUUCUAUUGCAAGAAAUGUAAAAAGUAUAAGAAUAUUGAUGAGCUUCGAAGAACUGAUUCAAUAAAAGUCAUUGGUUCCAGUAAGCAACGUGAAAAUACGCAGAUCUCUUUGCCUAACCUUAAAUAUUUGGAUCGUGCUAGAUCGAGUACAUACAAAGCUCCAUCCAGGCAGAUAUUUCCUUCAAAGUCAUCAUUCAGGUCUGUGGAUUCAUCUAAAGGGAUUUCCAGAAGUCAGAUUUAUAUGCAUAAUCCCAGUUUACAUCAGUUUUGUAAAAGUGUUAUUAGUUCUAUUAAUAAAUUAUCUGAGAAGUUGCCUUCAAGAUAAAAUUUUUUUUUUUUUACCAAAUGAGUGGGAGUUGAGGAUUAGGUCAUACAUUGAGGGUAUCUCUUCAGCAACUGGAUUUUAAUUUUAUACAUGCAUCACUAGUCGAAAAGGAACCAUAUAUAUAGAGUAAAAAGCUGAUUUAUUAAAUUUGUAUGAGUUCUUUGAGUGAUUUAAUAAAUACCUUGGUCUUGAGUGCCAUAAUAGGUGUCAAAAUCGCCUUGGCUUUCUUGGAGUCAGACUGUUCGAUAGACUACUAGUCAGGGAUUUCUUGAAUGUAAUAUUGUCCUUUAGUAUCUCUGUCAUCUACUAGAAUAUUAUAUUGUAUCUUAUAAUAAACAAAUAAUUUCAU
Messenger RNA from Anthonomus grandis grandis, 1802 nucleotides. RefSeq lists its product as uncharacterized. NCBI's taxonomy places the organism in Eukaryota, Metazoa, Arthropoda, Insecta, Coleoptera, Curculionidae. The record is from RefSeq and is a predicted model, not a curated record. The coding region runs from base 209 to 1453 and encodes 414 amino acids. The transcript is spliced from 2 exons.